This is a messenger RNA of Bathycoccus prasinos, 822 nucleotides long. RefSeq names its product pyrroline-5-carboxylate reductase. The record is from RefSeq and is a predicted model, not a curated record. The transcript has a single exon. Gene Ontology annotation, biological process: L-proline biosynthetic process. Gene Ontology annotation, molecular function: pyrroline-5-carboxylate reductase activity. The coding region runs from base 1 to 822 and encodes 273 amino acids. NCBI's taxonomy places the organism in Eukaryota, Viridiplantae, Chlorophyta, Mamiellophyceae, Mamiellales, Bathycoccaceae.
AUGAGCGACUCAAACACAAAAGUUGGAUUUAUUGGAUCGGGAAUGAUGGCAGAAGCUCUCGGUGGAGGCUUCUCCAAUUCUGGAAUCGUCCCGUGGGAAAAUAUGUAUUGCACGGACCCGUGGCAACCGAGAUUGGAUUUAUUCACCUCGUUCGGCUGCAACGCGUGUAAAGAUAACCGCGAACUGACGAGAAACUCGGACGUGAUAUUCAUCGCGGUGAAACCGUACGCAGCGGCGACAGUUAUGAAAGAAAUCUCAAAGGAGCUGACGGAAGAUAAAAUUGUCAUUUCCAUCUGCGCAGGAGUAACGUUAGAAACGCUGGAAAACGCAAUAAGUGAUGGGAAAAGUGUGCCCGUGGUGAGAGUGAUGCCGAAUACGCCGUGUUUAGUCGGCGCGUGCGCGGCGGCUCUGGCGAGAGGCAAGUUCGUGACGGAUGAACAAGCAGAUUUGGCGCUAAAGCUCAUGCAAUCUGUUGGAGUGUGCGUUGUGGUGCAAGAGAAGUUGUUAGAUGCGGUGACUGGAGUGAGUGGGUCGGGACCGGCGUAUAUCUACCAAGUCAUCGAAGCUAUGAGCGACGGCGGCGUGUUGUGCGGGUUGCCCAGAGACGUUUCCACGAAAUUAGCCGCGCAAACCGUCAUGGGUGCGGCGAAGAUGGUUUUGGAGAAAGGGACGCAUCCAGGCCAGUUGAAGGAUAACGUGACGUCGCCAGGCGGGACGACGAUUGCGGCGGUGCACGAAUUAGAGAAAGGGGGCGUGCGAAAUUCGUUCAUCAACGCCGUGAAAGCCGCCGCGGAAAGAAGCAAAGAGUUGAGCAAAGAAUAA